Molecule: messenger RNA, 552 nt
Organism: Zingiber officinale
Lineage: Eukaryota; Viridiplantae; Streptophyta; Magnoliopsida; Zingiberales; Zingiberaceae
Product: cytochrome P450 94C1-like
Exons: 1
Coding region: 1-552 (183 amino acids)
Molecular function (GO): oxidoreductase activity, acting on paired donors, with incorporation or reduction of molecular oxygen; iron ion binding; monooxygenase activity
Source: RefSeq, a predicted model, not a curated record
AUGUCUGCGUGGCGGGAGACCGCCACGGUGUCGUUGGUUUGGAAGGCGAAGCGGUUGCUCCGGAUUGGCUCAGAGAGGAAGCUUCGGGAAGCGAUCAGAGUGGUGAAUGUGCUGACCAACGAUCUCAUCCACAAGAGGAGGAAGCUGGGGUGCGCCAACGACCAUGAUCUGCUUUUGCGGCACGACGACGAGUACUUGCGGAACAUUGUGGUCAGCUUUCUCCUCGCGGGGCGGGACAUCGGCGCCUCGGCACUCACCAAAAGCUUCUUUUGGCUGCUGGCACGCCAUGUGGAGGUGAGCGGCCCGAUGCGGGAGAAGAUCAAUCGCGCCCUCUCGGGCAGCGGUGAGGCAGUCAUUGUGACGGUGAAUAAGAUGAGGGACAUGCAGUACGUGCACGUAGCGAUCUUCGAAAGCAUGCAAAUUUUCCCGUCGGUGCAGUUCGACUCCAAGUUCUGCACGGCGGACAAUGUGCUGCUGGACGGGAUGGUGGUGCGACGAGGGACGCGGGUGACGUACCACACCUACACCAUGGGGUGGAUGGAGGAGCUGUGA